Molecule: messenger RNA, 870 nt
Organism: Macrosiphum euphorbiae (potato aphid)
Lineage: Eukaryota; Metazoa; Arthropoda; Insecta; Hemiptera; Aphididae
Source: the annotation of a GenBank genome assembly
AUGUCACGAAAUUGUUUUGUCCCGUUGUGUAAAGAAGGAUACCCUCUACCAGCACCUAAGGAUCCUAAAGUCUUAGCACAAUGGGUUAAAGCAAUUCCACGACCAGAUCGAGAUUUGAGAUCAGGGAUAGACCGUGUGUGUGAAAAGCAUUUUGCUGAAACCAGUCUGAUAAAAUAUUUUGAAAAUGUAAUGGCAGAUGGUUCAAUCCAAAAAAUUGAAAGGGAUAGAAUUUGUUUAAAAGAAAAUGCAGUACCGUCAUUGUUUCCAGAUCUACCACAUUACUUAUCUUCUAUAAAAAAAAUACGAAAACCCCAAGUUCGACAUUUGAACACAAAAUCUAAUAAUGCUGAAACUCCUAACCUCAAUAGUUCAUUUAAUACUACAAUCAUCGAAUAUGAUAUAUUUUACAAUUUUGUGAAUCAAUUGAAAAGUACCAUAUUACCUGAUGCCACAUUUAUUUCCAUGGUAAAAGAUGAUUUGGUUAUUGGAUGGUUUAAUAAUGACAAGGAUACAGUGUUCAAAAAAAUUAUCAUUUAUAAAGAUAAUCUUAACAUACAAGUGUUUGUAAGCAAAGUCAUAGUGAAUGUUGAAGGAAUAAUGCAAACUGCUACAGAAUUUGAAGAUAUUGAAAAAAUUAUAGCUAUAGUAAAUAAUUUACAAGCUUGCAGUGGCACUGGUCUUGAUAAAAGCCCACAAUCAGUUGCAUGCUAUGGUUAUGUUGAUGCAAAGAAACCAGGCACAUCAUUUACAGAUUCUCGUUGCACUGUAUGCUCUAAAGAAAGAAAAAAUAUGAUAGAUCUUCAGAGAAUAUAUACUUUAAGACAGAGAGAAAUAAAAAAAAAAAUUAAAGAAACAGAAAAGCAUAGGUAG